Messenger RNA from Durio zibethinus, 1576 nucleotides. Its product is annotated as omega-amidase, chloroplastic-like. Gene Ontology annotation, biological process: oxaloacetate metabolic process; L-glutamine metabolic process. Lineage: Eukaryota; Viridiplantae; Streptophyta; Magnoliopsida; Malvales; Malvaceae. Gene Ontology annotation, molecular function: omega-amidase activity. The record is from RefSeq and is a predicted model, not a curated record. Gene Ontology annotation, cellular component: mitochondrion.
AAAACUCUUGUAUGAUCAAAAUUAAAAAAAAAGACCCAAAUGCAAAAAUCGAGCUCCAGGGGGCAGAAAGUGAAAUCAGAUGAAGUCAGCGGUAUCAUCACUAGUUAGCUCCAAGAAUCAAAGUCAUUCUGCAAUCUCACGCCCCAUUCUGCAACACUCAUCGAAACCCAUUUCUCAAACAACAUUCUUCAUUCCAACCAUUCCCAGAAACACCAAAAAUCUAUAUAGUCAACGUUACAAAAAACUCCAAAUCAGGCCCAACUCGACAUCCGUAAUGGCAUCAUCUUUCAAGCCUGAACAAGCCAGCGUACCACCUGCCCUCCCUCUUCCCACCCCUCCUGUCACCAAGUUCAACAUUGGGCUUUGCCAGUUGUCGGUGACACCUGAUAAAGGGAGGAACAUAGGGCGUGCUCGGAAGGCCAUCGAGGAGGCUGCUCAAAAGGGUGCCCAGCUUGUUCUUUUGCCGGAAAUAUGGAACAGCCCAUAUUCAAAUGACAGCUUCCCUGUUUAUGCUGAAGAUAUUGACGCAGGUGGUGAUGCAUCUCCUUCAACAGCUAUGCUGUCUGAAGUUUCUAGUCGCCUGAAGAUCACAAUAGUUGGUGGCUCUAUACCUGAACGCUGUGGGGAUAAGUUGUAUAAUACUUGUUGUGUCUUUGGUACUGAUGGAAAGCUGAAAGCCAAGCACCGCAAGAUUCACCUUUUUGAUAUUGAUAUUCCUGGGAAGAUUACCUUUAUGGAAUCGAAGACCCUUACUGCUGGGGAGACUCCUACCAUUGUGGACACAGAUGUUGGGCGUAUUGGUAUAGGCAUCUGUUAUGACAUUCGCUUUCAGGAAUUGGCGAUGAUAUAUGCAGCAAGAGGUGCUCACUUGCUAUGUUAUCCUGGAGCAUUUAACAUGACAACCGGACCAUUGCAUUGGGAAUUGCUGCAGCGAGCAAGGGCUAUGGAUAAUCAGUUAUAUGUUGCAACUUGUUCACCUGCUCGAGAUGCUGGAGCCGGUUAUGUGGCUUGGGGUCACUCAACCCUUGUAGGACCUUUCGGAGAAGUCCUAGCUACAACUGAACAUGAUGAGGACAUAAUUAUAGCAGAGAUUGAUUAUUCGAUACUUGAGCACCGAAGGGCAAGUCUUCCCUUUGCAAAGCAACGGCGAGGUGAUCUUUAUCAGUUGGUAGACUUGCAGAGACUCAACUCGAAUUGAUUAGAAUAGAGAACCUUGUGAGAGAGCUGUGAUACAUGGUGAGAAAUUUCAUUGAGAAAGGUAGAACUCCAUUAAAAAUUAUGGGACUGUUCUAGUCCUUUACUCAGUUAAGGAAACUCACUCAAUGGUUAACGAGAAUUUUAUCAUUCGGAUGAUUGCUGGAAACUCGUUUUUGCACAAUAAUGGGAUUUGUUACUGUUUUCAUGUUUGUAAUUCCUAAUUUAGACGGCCUUCCUUACAACCCUCUGACUUGGAUGGUUGGAUAUGAGAAUAUACACUUAUCUAUUGCAUAAUUUUGCGUCUAGGACACUUGAAAGAACAGUUCCGAAGUAUUCAGAGAAAUGAUAAUUUUAUAUAUGAUAAAAAAAUAUAUACGAG